Molecule: messenger RNA, 690 nt
Organism: Microdochium trichocladiopsis
Lineage: Eukaryota; Fungi; Ascomycota; Sordariomycetes; Xylariales; Microdochiaceae
Product: Alpha/Beta hydrolase protein
Exons: 5
Coding region: 1-690 (229 amino acids)
Biological process (GO): protein depalmitoylation
Cellular component (GO): cytoplasm
Molecular function (GO): palmitoyl-(protein) hydrolase activity; carboxylic ester hydrolase activity
Source: RefSeq, a predicted model, not a curated record
AUGUACCACUCCCCGACAUACAUCGUCGAGCCCACCACCACGCACACCCACUCGAUCAUCUUCCUCCACGGCCUGGGCGACAACGGCCGCAACUUCGGCGCUCAGUUCCUCGAAGCAGGCCACACCUCGACCGGCCACCUCCUUCCACAACUCCUCCCCGGCGCGCGCUUCAUCUUCCCACCGCCCCGCUCCGCCGAGCUGGAGCCGGUUAUUCAGGCGGAGGUGGACAAAGUCGGCGCGCGGAAUGUGGUGCUGGGAGGGAUCAGUAAUGGCAGUGCGAUAAGCAUAUCUUUGCUCUUAGCGAUAGGCGGUGGUAGUAUAUCGCUAGGUGGGUUAUGCUCGUAUUUACCGUUUCAGAGGGAUAUCUUAGAAGCGGUAACGGGAGAGAGGGGUGGGGACGAGGAGUUAGGUGAUAAUAACCCCUUUACAAACGAUAAUAACGAGGACGAAGGAGACAAGGUCGAGAAAGGGCCGGCGGCCCGGGCAGUCGAGUUCGAGAGGGACCUGCUAUGCAUGGAGCCUCUUAAGGAUCUGCCUAGCGAAGGAGUGCUAGCGACCACGCCCGUGUUCCUUGGUCAUGGCGAGCUUGAUGAGAAGAAGCCGCCUACGUUAGGGAAGGCGGCUGCGGAUACUCUGCGAGCAGCUGGGUUCAAUAUCACGUGGAAGUUAUAUCCGGAGCUUGGACACUAG